AUGGCAGGCAAUAAAAUUAUUAAGGACGAAGAAAUUUCAAGUGUAGUAGACCUGUUUGAAGGUGAGCAAAGUGUUGCGGAGGAUUCAGACGCGGAAAAAAACAACGUUAAAAAGCUGGAAACUAAACAACCAACAUUGCAACCACAACAAAAAGAAAACAAGGUUCAGGAAAAAGAGGGAGACGAGUAUGACGCUGUUCCUCAAGAGAAUCGGUCAAAAACAGCGCCUACAACAACAGAAAAAAAAGUUCCGUCGAUUUCAAAAGCUCCGGAAGGAUCACCAAAAACAACUACAAAGGAAGGAUCUAGAACUAAAAUCAUUGAGUCGGCAGCUACCUUCUUAUCAAUUCCAAGUGUUGAAAGAGCCAGCACGUCAAAGAAAAUUGCAUUUCUAAAGAAAAAAGGUUUAACCGAGAAAGAAAUCGAAUUGGCGUUGGAAAGGUCGCAAGCAGAUAAACACAAUACUUCUGAGGAUGGCUCAUCACCAGAAUCUACUCCACCGAGAUUACCUCCGCGAACAUAUAAAACGCCCUUGACAUCUACCGGCACUUCAAUUCCGACUGUGUAUCAUCCUCCUUUAUCAAAUGACUUGGUUCAAACUUCUCCUCCAGCUUCUAAAUCAAAAAUCGAUGUAUUCAAAAAAGUAAUCGUGGCAUUAUUUGUUACCGGUGGAAUCAGCAGUGCAUUAGUUCACGUAAUCAAGAAUUAUAUAUUGCCUACAGCACGUGCAAUCAUGGCAGCACAAGGUCGACUUUAUGCACAUCAACUGGAACUUGUAAGAAAACUGAAUGAGAAUCUUAGAUCAUUCACUUUCGUUGAUCGUAUUUCUUCUGCCAACGGACAAGCAAUAACAAUAUCAUCGGAUGGAAACUAUUCUUUGGAUACAACUUCACCAAAACCACUCGAGUUUCUCGCACCAAUUCAUACCACAAUACUCGCAAUCGUUCAUCUCCUAAAAACAACCCACAAGAGAAAUGCCGAAUCACGAACAAUAUCCGAUGCACACGCUGCACUCACUGAUCUCUCCUCUUUUCUCAACACGAAAUUAUACGAUUAUCAUUCGUGGUCAAUUAGUCAUGAAAGAGAUUCUCCAGUUGCUCUGUGCAAGAGUGAAAUCAGAAGUAUCAAAGGCUCUUUGAUUAGUCGUCGUACUUUUCCCAAAGUUCCAACUUCACCUUCAACUACUAGUAAUCUUGGGAAACAGAAAACUCGUGUAACUCCUAAUAAGGAAUAA
Messenger RNA from Ambispora gerdemannii, 1233 nucleotides. Lineage: Eukaryota; Fungi; Glomeromycota; Glomeromycetes; Archaeosporales; Ambisporaceae. The record is from the annotation of a GenBank genome assembly.